ACGUCGAGAAGCAUUCGCUCCGGAGUAGAAAAGUUGUGACGCACUGCAAACAUGCUUUGGUUUCUAGUGUUGACAAGUCUUGCAGCCCUGGCGCUGGCUGACCGGAUGCCCGAGCCCAGGUACAUCGAGGACAGCUUGGAAAGAGUUGUUGGAGGCGAUGUGGCCAAACCCAACUCCUGGCCCUGGCAGAUCUCCCUUCAGUACAGAUCUGGCAGCAGCUACCACCACACAUGUGGAGGAACCCUUAUUGCCAAAGACUGGGUUAUGAUUGCUGCUCACUGUGUGGACAGCAAUAGGAUGUGGCGCGUGGUCAUCGGGGAACAUGACCUCUACAGCAACAGUGGAAGGGAGCAGGUCAUGACUGUCAAGACUGUUCACAUCCAUAAGCUGUGGGACUCCUCCAACGUGGCUAAUGGGUUCGACAUUGCCCUGAUGCAUCUGACCUCUGAGGCAACCCUUAACGCCUACGCCCAGCUGGGCUCUCUGCCUCCCAAGGGCCAGAUUCUGCCCCACAACAACCUCUGCUACAUCACCGGAUGGGGACGGACUUCCACUGGUGGCAGCAUUUCCUCUCAGCUGAAGCAGGCCUACCUUCCGAUGGUCGGCCACAAGACCUGCGCCAGCUCUAGCUGGUGGGGCAGCACCGUUUCCGACACCAUGGUGUGUGGUGGUGGUGGAGCCGAGAGCGGAUGCAACGGUGACUCUGGCGGCCCUCUGAACUGCCUUGUUGAUGGAAAAUACUCUGUCCAUGGUAUUGCCAGCUUUGUGUCUGGUUAUGGAUGCAACACGCCCAGGAAGCCCACCGUCUUCACCCGUGUCUCCGCCUACAUCGACUGGAUGAACAUGAUCAUGAACUAAACGGACGAGUCAUCUGUGUUGCAGCACACAAAGCCAGAGCGUGCAUUUGGCCAUGUUUUCAUCGACUGUGCUUCCUCUUUUGU
This is a messenger RNA of Notothenia coriiceps (black rockcod), 941 nucleotides long. Its product is annotated as elastase-1-like. The transcript has 8 exons. Gene Ontology annotation, biological process: proteolysis. The coding region runs from base 52 to 858 and encodes 268 amino acids. Lineage: Eukaryota; Metazoa; Chordata; Actinopteri; Perciformes; Nototheniidae. Gene Ontology annotation, molecular function: serine-type endopeptidase activity. The record is from RefSeq and is a predicted model, not a curated record.